AAUGUACUACUCUACAGAAUGUGAUAAAGGGUCUAACACAAGCUGUUGAAAACCAGUGUCAUGUGAAAGAUGAAAAUGAUAGACUGAAGGGUACUGUUCACAUCUUGGAAGAGAAAUUAAAGGCUUGUGAGCAGGAAUAUAAAGAUCAGAUUGAGAAACUUAUGGUAGAAAUUAAAAACAAAGAGGAAGACCACAAAUUAGAAAUAAUACAGCUGAAUUGCGAUAUAAGAAAAAAAUUUGAAAUAAAAGAAGUGGAGUAUAGAGAACAGAGAGAGAAAAAAGAACUGGAAAUAUUAGAGCUAACUAGACAGCUGAAAAUUCAAAAUGAAGAAAAACAGAAUGAAAUAAUUAAACUACAGAUAGAGUUCAAUGCUAAAUUAGCUAGAGUUCAGAAUAAAACAACAAAAUCAUUUUCAGAUGCUUCUGUCUUGCCACAAAGUAUCUAUCGAAGGAAGCUGCAGCAUCUCCAGGAGGAGAAAAACAAGGAAAUUGAAAUUCUCCAAAACACCAUAAGAGACUUAGAGCAACGUCUUAAUAAAGGCCAAAACCUGCACUUCAAACGGAAGCGAUUUUGA
Molecule: messenger RNA, 575 nt
Organism: Balearica regulorum gibbericeps (East African grey crowned-crane)
Lineage: Eukaryota; Metazoa; Chordata; Aves; Gruiformes; Gruidae
Source: RefSeq, a predicted model, not a curated record